UUGCUUGAAUGUUAGGAAAAUGAGAAAAUUAUGAUUUAUUAAACACUUUCUAGUAAAAAAAAAAGAAGUGAACCCACAAAUGUUACAAGUGUUUCAAGUUGCAAAAAGUACAGCGCGCAAACGUAAUCAAAACAAAAAAGAUUAAAAAAAAAAAAUAUAAUAAAAGUAACAAUAACAAACAAAGUAGUAAAAAAGUGUUGAAUAAUAAGUUUUUACUAUUCUAUAAACAAUUAAAAGGUUUACAAUUGCAAAGUGCACGUUUUUUGAACUUCGUCACCGGCUUUGGAGUCAAAUUGUGGGAAAUAAUUUGCAUAAAUCAGCAACAAAAUAUCAGCAAAACAAAAAAUACGCAUUCCCAUUAAUUAGCAAUCGCUGCCAUUUAAUAUAGGAAUUUUAAAAUUCCUAUCUUAACCUUAAAUUUUCUACAUUGGUCGAGUAUAUAAAUACUGCAAAGCUGCACCUCAUAAAUAAUCCGUUUGCCAUCAUGGACGGCUUUGCACACGAUUGGCCUACGCCAUCACAUGCAGAUAAUGCGCUGCAGAUGGACCUAAUUGCUGAACUGCAUGCCGAUUUUGAGCCACAAACUAGAGCAAGAUCGAAUACGUGGCCUUGCCCAAGACCAGAGAAUUUUGUUGAACCACCAGAUGAGUUAGAUAGCACAAAAGCAAGCAAUCAGCAAUUAGCUGGUGGAGAUUCACAACAAGCCGUGCCAAAUGUAAAUGCUGCAAAAAAGAAUUCAUCUCGUCGUAAUGCAUGGGGAAAUCUCUCCUAUGCGGAUCUCAUAACGCACGCUAUUGGUUCAGCACCUGAUAAAAGAUUAACAUUAAGUCAAAUAUAUGAAUGGAUGGUGCAAAAUGUGCCUUACUUUAAAGACAAAGGUGAUUCAAAUAGUAGUGCUGGCUGGAAGAAUUCAAUACGACACAAUUUAUCCUUGCACAAUCGUUUUAUGCGAGUACAGAAUGAAGGCACUGGAAAAUCGUCCUGGUGGAUGUUGAAUCCUGAUGCAAAGCCAGGCAAGUCUGUAAGACGUCGUGCGGCAUCAAUGGAAACAUCGCGUUAUGAGAAGCGUCGGGGACGUGCCAAGAAACGUGUUGAGGCUUUGAGGCAGGCCGGUGUUACAGGCUUAAAUGAUGCUACACCAUCGCCAAGCAGUAGUGUUAGCGAAGGCUUAGAUCAUUUUCCGGAAAGUCCUCUACACAGUGGUGGUUUUCAAUUAUCACCGGAUUUCCGUCAACGCGCGUCAUCAAAUGCAAGUUCCUGUGGACGACUUAGUCCAAUACCUGCACUACUGGGCUAUGAGCCCGACUGGGGUUAUCCCGCUGAUUAUCAAAAUUCAACUAUGUCGCCAGCACAAGCCAGCACAUUGGAUCAAUUGGCCGGUUCCAUGGCGGAGGAGUUGACUUUGCAAAAGGAUUUGAUGCCAGGGUUUAGCACUGCCUCAGGCAUACCCACACAACCACCACCACCAUACCAAGCUCCACAGGUUUAUGGUUUGAAUGGACCCGUACAACAAGGAUAUGGUUUACAGGCACAACAAUGUUUACUGCAUCGCUCACUUACAUGCUCUUGCAUGCAUAAUUCACGAGAGGGCCUUUCACCAAAUUCUGUUACAACAACUAUGUCACCCGCGUAUCCUAAUAGUGAACCUUCAUCGGAUUCUUUAAAUACAUAUAGUAAUGUUGUGUUAGAUGUUGCUACCGGUGUAACGACUGAUAAUGGCACCAUUUUAAUGGUACAACAACAACGGCAGCAACAACCAACACAAACGCAAACAAUACACAUAAAAUUAGAAAUUUAA
Molecule: messenger RNA, 1798 nt
Organism: Teleopsis dalmanni
Lineage: Eukaryota; Metazoa; Arthropoda; Insecta; Diptera; Diopsidae
Product: forkhead box protein O-like
Exons: 8
Coding region: 485-1798 (437 amino acids)
Biological process (GO): regulation of transcription by RNA polymerase II
Cellular component (GO): nucleus
Molecular function (GO): DNA-binding transcription factor activity, RNA polymerase II-specific; RNA polymerase II cis-regulatory region sequence-specific DNA binding
Source: RefSeq, a predicted model, not a curated record